AUGGAGAGGGAUCCCCAUAACUUGGAAAUUCAACUCCCUCCUGGUUUUAGAUUCCACCCUUCCGACGAGGAGCUCGUUGUUCACUACCUUAGAAACAAAGUGACUUCACGUCCCCUCCCUGCUUCAUUCAUUGCAGACGUAGAUCUCUAUAAGUUCAACCCAUGGGAGCUUCCAAGCAAGGCUCUAUUUGGAGAGGAUGAGUGGUUUUUCUUUACUCCGAGGGACAGAAAGUAUCCGAAUGGAUUGAGGCCUAAUAGAGCAGCCGGGUCAGGUUAUUGGAAGGCUACGGGGACUGAUAAACCUAUUCUUACUUCGUGUGGAAUGAAGAGCAUUGGAGUGAAGAAAGCCCUUGUGUUCUACAAGGGACGUCCCCCUAAAGGAUCUAAAACCGAUUGGAUCAUGCAUGAGUAUAGGUUGCUUGAUUCAAUGAUCUUCAGUUACAAGCAAAGAGGGUCUAUGAGACUGGAUGAUUGGGUGUUGUGCAGGGUUCGUCGAAAAAUCAGCAGCCCAAGAAACACCUGGGAAGAGUCGAAUGAACCUAGUUACGAGCCUGCAAGCUAUUUUAAGAAUUAUGAGAGUCCUGAUCCUGAGGAAACUGACAAAACCCUUGUGUUCAAUGAAUUUCCCAUGUUGCCAUACAUUCUAGCAUCCGAGACGAAUACUCUUCCUUCCACGGGAAAUGCAUCAUCAAGCUUAAGCAAUCAGCGUUAUGGUAAUGCUUUUGUCUAUGAAGACACCUCAAACGUAGAAGAACAGUUCUCAGAAUCUGCUGUUGAGAGCUUGAAGAGAAAACUCUAUGAACAAAACCAAAUGGACCUUUAUGAUUCUCCUCCCUUUAAGAAGCCAUUAAGAGAGGAAGAUAAUGAGAGGGACAUGCUAGACAUAGACGUAAGCAAAAGCUGCACCAGUGGUUUCAACAUCUUUGAUCAUUGGAAUGCCAUCAUACAGCCUCAAGAGCUUAAUAACUUGGCCUUUGCAGGAUAUAUUUGA
Molecule: messenger RNA, 990 nt
Organism: Neltuma alba
Lineage: Eukaryota; Viridiplantae; Streptophyta; Magnoliopsida; Fabales; Fabaceae
Product: NAC domain-containing protein 2-like
Exons: 3
Coding region: 1-990 (329 amino acids)
Biological process (GO): regulation of DNA-templated transcription
Molecular function (GO): DNA binding
Source: RefSeq, a predicted model, not a curated record